AUGUGGGUUAAGAAGCUGUUGGCGGACCAGUCGAUCAACAUACAUGCCAAGAGAAAUCAGCGCAAACCUUUACCUUUGUCAGGUGGCUGCAUGCUGUCGUUGGAUAUCACAAAGGCCUACGACAAACUCCCCAGAGCAGAGUUGUUCAUGGCAUUGACGCAAGCACAGGUGGACCCAGACCUCAUCUCCAUCAUCAUGGCAAUCAAUGCCCAGGCAAAGUUGUUGAUCCAGCACGGUGGCAAGUCCCAGAUAGCAAUUGAUCCUACGCUCGUCAAUGUGUCGAAGGACAACACCACAUAUGCUGACGACUUUCUGUUUGCAUGGACGUUGCAGUCAGCAAAAGACCUUGAAGUAGCCUACGUGGGCACGCGACACGUCCUCCAGGUUCUCUAUGGCAAGGGCCUUGAAAUCAAUGAGUCCAAGACUGUUCUUGUGAUGCAGAUUAGGGGCACUCAAGCUGACAAAGCCUUACAGAGAUACCUGGUGAAAGGUCUCAAGGACAAGCGCAUUCGUUUUCAUGUACACGGUCGGGCGCUCGAUAUUAAGCUUGUCGUCCAGCAUGUUUACCUGGGUGUUGUUAUCACCUAUGGCAAGAUUGAGGCGGAGAGCCUUCGGUACAGGGCGCAAUUGGCGAAGGGAGCCUUUAAACGCUCGGAGGCAAUCCUGACCUGCCGCUCCAUCCCCAUCCGUUUCCGCUGGCAUCUCUGGAAGGCAUGCGUUCUACCUUGCCUGCUUCAUGGUUUGGAUUGUACUGGCCUCAACCCCACGGUAGCCCAAAAGCUUAGAGUUCUGGUCAUGGGACAGGCUAGAAGGAUAGCCAGAUCCUGGAGCAUGUUCACCAAUGAAGCCAAUGAUGACUUUAUGGACAGGCACCGUCUUCAAGAUCCCGUUGAACGACUGCAGCAGGUGCAUCUCAAUCGCUUACAAAAGACUGCUCCGGAAUAUGACAUGCUGGAGGUCUCAGAAGAGGUCAGACAAUGGCGGCAUCUUCUGAGUACACAAUUUGCUGAAGCAUGCGCAGGUGUAAGGCUGGGUGCUUUGGAUGUUCGCGUCGGCCCAGUUCCUAGAACCGACGCCACACCGGAUAAGAAGGCCAAGCUCGUACCGGUUGACCUAGUUGUGGAGCAAUUGCUUUGUGAUCAGUGUGGUUUUGCUUUUGCUUCCCAAGUUGCACUCCGGAGUCAUCAAUUCAAGAUGCACUUUGAGGACACAGAAAAGACUCAACGGCAAACAGAAAUCAAACUACAACAACGAAAGGAUGUGUACGAACAUGCUAAGGAUGGCAUGCUGACAUGUAUACAUUGCAGUCACCAGUUCGAGAAUUGGCCGGCGUUCACAUACCAUGUGAACUGCAGCAGCUGCCCUGAGAUCAGCAAGUUUUAUGGGGAUCCUGAACUCCGCAGUGCCAUUGCUGAUAUGUCCCACGCCCUGGCGCUCAUGGCAGACCUCAAGGAGGCUACCCAGGAGUUGGAUUUGAUCGUGGCCCUGCAGCCCCAGCUAGCAACUUCCAGCCAGGUCAGUCACAACGCUGCUGCUGCGGCACGAAAGCCAGAUGGCGAUAACCCCGCCAAGCCACGACUUUUCAUGCUGUUUGUUCGCACAGAUAUGACCCCGAACCUUGCCAGCAGCAUGUAUCAGAUGGGUCAAACAGGGAAGCGGAUGAAACAGGACCAGCCCGACAAACUGAAACAUCCUGUGCGAGUCAUAUUGUUUCAACAUAUGAUCGGCACCGUAGCAGCACGCUUGGAAGCCUUGAGCAGUCAACCGGAAAACAUGAUCAAGGCUCACGAGAUGGGCUGGAUGACGUCCAACUUGGACAGCUUGACAGCUGUCAAAUGGGACCCGGAGGCCAAGAAGCAUGUGCUGGACCCCAACCUUCCCGAGGUUCCGCUCGCGCAAGCAAAGGAGAUGCUGGUUCAGAUUACCAAGCCGUGUGUGACUCCUCUGGUCAUCAACCGCUUCCAUGCAACGAGGCCCCUGGCGGAAACGUGUGCCAAUCCAACUCUUGCCAUGAUGUUGGACAUCGGGCUGCGUACAGAAGAGGCCAACAUGGUAUGGCGCAACUUGAACAUACUGAGUCAGUGCUAG
Symbiodinium pilosum is the source of this 2088-nucleotide messenger RNA. NCBI's taxonomy places the organism in Eukaryota, Dinophyceae, Suessiales, Symbiodiniaceae. The record is from the annotation of a GenBank genome assembly.